Molecule: messenger RNA, 2501 nt
Organism: Scatophagus argus
Lineage: Eukaryota; Metazoa; Chordata; Actinopteri; Scatophagidae
Product: choline transporter-like protein 1
Exons: 16
Coding region: 260-2191 (643 amino acids)
Biological process (GO): transmembrane transport
Cellular component (GO): membrane
Molecular function (GO): transmembrane transporter activity
Source: RefSeq, a predicted model, not a curated record
AGGACCUGUAGCAAGAAGGAAAUAUUUCCGAUAGGUGUGAAGGCAGCAUAAAAACAUCUUCCGCUUUCACUCAACAGAAAAUGGAGAGAGUGUUAGAAAUAAACAAGGCGUUAACAAUUUUUUCUUCGUAUUCUUGCAUGGGUUAAAGAGAAGAGACGGCUAUAGGAGGAAAGGGACUGAUCAGGGAGAUUUUAACCAAAGAAAAAGCAAGUUACAUUUUACUUUCGUUUUGCUCGUUGGAGUUGUGUUUUCGGGUGCGAUGGGAUGUUUUAACGGCAAAGAGAGCAAAAGUGAGUGGACUCCGCUUGAGGAGCGCAGCUGCACUGAUAUUCCAUGGCUAAUCGUAUUCACGUUGUUCUGUAUUGGGAUGGCCUGUGUUUGUGGCUAUCCCAUCGCCACAGGAGCCACCUCCAGGUUUAUCUCAGGAUACGACAGCUAUGGAAACACCUGUGGCCAGAAUAACUCAGAGAUCCCUGGAGUACCCUUCAGUGGCAAGGACAUGACAAAAAACAAGUAUGUUUUCUUUCUGGAUCCUUGCAAUCUUGACAUCAUUGAGAGGAAGGUCGAGUCUGUUGCCCUGUGUGUCUCCGAAUGUCCUACUUCUGAACUGAAGGACUACAUAGAGUUAAGGAGGUUUGCUGAAACUAAUGGAUCUCGUCUCUGCUCCUAUGAUAUUUUUCCUGCCAGAUACACAAGCCAUUCAGAAAGAAACACCAAAUGUCCCAAACUCCCUGUUUUAAGAAGUAAGCCAGUGCUUCACCGAUGUGUUCCUGUGAAUCUCGACUGCUAUGUUGACUUUGCUCAGGCAGCCGUCACAUUUGUCAGUGACAACACUUUGCUGCGCCGGCUCGUCACAGGAGUGAUGGAAAGCAAGGGGGUUAUCGUGGGCCUUUGUGUGCUGGCUUUCGCUCUGUCCAUAAUCAUGAUGGUUGUCAUACGUUACAUCUCCAAAGUGCUGUUGUGGAUUCUAACAGCCUUAGUGAUCAUCGGCUCUAUAGUAGGGACAGGAGUCCUGUGGUGGCUUUAUGCGGACCACAGGAAGGCCCUUGAUAAUGGCACCUUAUCAGUGUUUGGGAAAGAAGUGGCCUCCGACAAUGUUAAUGCCCUGCUAGUGUGUGCAAUUGUUUCUACAAUUUUCAUGGUCAUUCUCCUGAUUGUGAUGUUCAUCAUGAGGAAGCGCGUGGCUCUCACCAUCUCCUUGUUCCAUGUGGCUGGUAAAGUGUUCAUCCAGCUUCCCCUGCUGGUCCUGCAGCCUGUCUGGACCUUCGUCUGCCUCAUGCUCUUCUGGGUCUACUGGAUCGCCGUGCUUCUCUUUCUCGGGGCUUCAGGAACACCAGUGGUGAACAGAGGUGUGGUUGAAUAUGAAAUGCAGGGGUCUCCCCAGUACUUGGUGUGGUACCAUGUUGUGGGACUCAUCUGGAUCACUGAGUUCAUUCUUGCCUUCCAGCAGAUGACCAUUGCUGGGGCUGUGGUCACCUACUACUUCACAAAGGAUAAGUCCCAGAUGCCAGCUACUCCCAUCCUCUCCUCCAUUUUACGAACCAUCCGCUACCAUCUGGGGACUCUGGCCAAAGGCUCCUUCAUCAUCACGCUUGUUAAGAUCCCUCGUCUCAUCCUAACAUAUAUCCACAGCCAGCUCAAAGGAAGGGAAAACGCCAUUGCUCGUUGCAUGCUGAAAGCCUGUGUCUGCUGUUUGUGGUGUCUUGAGAAGUGUCUGGCGUACUUAAAUCAGAAUGCUUACACUGCAACAGCCAUCAACGGCACGAAUUUCUGCACCUCUGCCUGUGACGCUUUCCUCAUCCUGGUGGAGAACGCCCUCCGAGUGGCCGCCAUCAACAGUGUGGGCGACUUUAUCCUCUUUUUGGGAAAGGUGCUUGUAGUCUCUUGCACAGCUUUGGCUGGCGUCUUGGCUCUGAACUAUCAGAGAGAGUACACUGUGUGGGUCCUGCCUCUCUUCAUCGUCUGUCUGUUUGCCUAUCUGGUGGCUCACUGCUUCCUGUCUGUCUAUGAGAAUGUGGUCGAUGUUCUCUUCCUGUGCUUCGCUGUGGACACAAAGUACAAUGAUGGCAGCCCUGGACGCGAGUAUUACAUGGACAAGGCCUUAAUGGAAUUUGUUGAGAACUGUAAAAACAAGGGUCUGUUUAAGUCAGGAGAUGGAAAUAAGCAAGAGAUGACGGCCAUGGCACAUUAAAGGACUGUUGCUUAACCAAACAUCAGAAAAACUGCCAAAGCCAUUGAUGAUACCUCUGAGUAUAACUCAGACUUCACCAACAUUUCGUUCCAGUGAAAUGAGUAAGACAGCAGGGACCUUCAUGAGGAAGCUACACAUAACUUCAGCUAAAUAAGCACUGUUGUUUAUUUUUUUUAUUUUUGCUAAAGAGGGCUUGACAAUAAUAGUAAUAUCGCAAAAUCUCAAUUUGAUUUGUUCUUUGCUGUUAAUAAGACGUGUGAACUUUUUCUCUUUUAUUAGCUUUUAAAUAAAAUAACUAAAUAUAAUAACA